This is a messenger RNA of Nicotiana tabacum (common tobacco), 1074 nucleotides long. The record is from RefSeq and is a predicted model, not a curated record. NCBI's taxonomy places the organism in Eukaryota, Viridiplantae, Streptophyta, Magnoliopsida, Solanales, Solanaceae.
CCAUGUGUAUAAGAUUGUAAAUUUUUUCUUUCUACCUUCUUUCUGCAUUUUCCCACUAUUUCUUCUACUUUCUUAACUACACAGUCUUUCUCUCUAUCUCUAGUCUUUGCUCUCUUCAGUCAUCCUCAAUUUUUUCUGCUAAAAACUCACAGUAUACAACUACUCCACCACUUGUACAGAAAUCUUGGAUAUAUCCCAAAAAGAAAAUCUUAUUUGUUGAAUGAUCAAAGUAAUUAUCAGAUAUGUAUUUAUCAGAUCUUGAUUUAAUCUUGGGAUAAUUUGUCUUAAUAUCACUAUAUAAUAUAUCUUUGUGGUCAUCAUUUGAUCUCCAAUGGAGUACUACUGCAGUUUUAGAUGGAGGAUUAUUAUACAGAAAAAGCUCCUUCUCUUUUUUGCAAUCUCUUUCUUCUUUCUCUCAGUUUUUGCAGGCUACAACACCCUCAAAUCUACAAGUCUCUUGGAAAUCAAUUUUGCGUUCGCUGCUAAAGCUGAUUUUUCCUUUCAGAAAUUAAACACGGGAAGUACUACAAGGAGGAUUUUAGGCGGACUCGGGUCAUCGCCGCCGCGGUGCAUGUCAAAAUGCGGCAGAUGCACGCCAUGCCGGCCGAUCCACGUGGCGGUGCCGCCAGGGACUCCGGUGACUACGGAGUACUACCCAGAAGCUUGGAGGUGCAAAUGUGGAAACAAGUUGUACAUGCCCUAGUUAUUCAUGCAUGCAUAUAUUGCAAAAGCAUAUGUCAAGGUCUCACUUGUUACGUUUAUUGACUAGCUAGGAAUAGCAACAGAACUAAUACACUCUCUCACUCUAUGUUAUGAGGAAAUGAUAGUGAUAGUAUGAUUUACAGUAUUUAUCUGUUUUAUGUGUUCAUAAAUUGUCUGCCAACGUUAAAUUUGUUUUCCAAUUUUUUUUUUGUUUUUUUUUUUGGAGUUACUUGGCUGAUUGCAUGGCUCGGUCAUCGGAGAGAGAAGACCGUGGAGCAACGGUAAACUUAUUUUCGUGUGACUUAUAAAUUAUGGGUUCGAGCCAAGAAAUUAGUCAUUAAUGCUUGUAUCAGAUUAGGCUACCUACAUCAC